AUGAAUCAAAUAUUGUGGAAAAUCACUCAACUUAUGUUGGAAAGAACCUUCAGCAGAUUCUUGUGGUAUGGGAAUAGGAAAAAUAGGAUCUGGGCAAGCUUGCAGAAAGCUGCCAAACCUCUAUAUGCUGGGGCUUUAGGCUUUAAGGGAUUUGAACAGUUACACCAAAUUAGCAUGUGUAAACUUUGGCUGAUGUUCAAACAGAAUGACAACCUUUGGCCAAAUUUCAGGCACUCCAAGUAUUGCAGAACUGAUCAUCCUAACCAGGUGAGGGCCAAACUGGGAGACUCUAUGACCUGGAAACAGAUGCUGAAAAUGAAGGAACAAGAUGAAAAUCUCUACACUUGGGAGUUGGGUCAAUGUAACAUCAACUUUUGGCAGGAAAAAUGGUGCCCAGAGAACACUAUUGAACCUUUGGAUGAGAAUUUGGACAAGAACAUAAUGGUGAAGGAUUGCUGGGAGGGGCAGAAGUGGUCUCAGGAAGUACUCCAAAAGGUUAUCACAGAAAACUCCAUGAGGCAGAUAUCUAAACUCCAAUUUGAUAGAAAUAAUAAGGAUAGGAUGAUUAUAAAAGUUAACUCAACCCAAAGUGUGACCCAAGCCAUUUACAAUCAGUUGUUCACCCAGGAGGAAACCUCUUGGGGUGAAAAUCUGUGGAAAAAAUUCUUAUCCCCCUCAAUAGCUUUCUUCUAUUGGAGAGUGCUGAAUAACUUAAUCCCUACUGAUGACAUUCUCAAGUUAAAGGUCUUGAAGGGGCCUUCAAAAUUCUAUCUCUGCCAGAACAGUGAAGAGACAGCUACUCAUCUUUUUUUUCAGUGUGACUUCUCCAAGAAGGUUUGGGGAUCCCUGACAAUUAAUUUCCACAUCAACACUAUCAACUUGGGAUGGGAACAACUUAAGAAGUGCUGGUCAAACUGGAAAGAUCAGAUCUGCAGUAAAGUCAUUAAAGUCGACUGGAAAAAACCCAGUUAUCCUCACCUUAAAGUUAGCACUGAUGGAAGCUUCACAACCCACACAGCAGAAUUUGGAGGGGUAUUCAGAGAUUACAAAGGCAGAUGCAUAAUUUUCUUCAAAGCUUCAAUUAUUGUUGAAGAUGCCUUGAAAGCUGAGGCAGGUUCUCUUUACUGGGUCAUCAAAAUGGCAGUCAUAAACAGAUGGACACAAAUUCAAGCUGAGGUUGAUUCCUUUAUGCUGAUUGAGUAUAUGACAGGUAUUGUUGUACCUCCAUGGCAUAUCCAACAGUGGAUUAUUAAGAUAAAACAUCUUAACAAGGAGAUACAAAUCAAUUAUUGUUUUACCUAUAGGGAAGGAAACAAACUAGCUAACUACCUAGCUAUUGAAGGUGCUGAGUCCCAAAGAGUAACUGUUGCUACUCUGACCUGUUAA
Phalaenopsis equestris is the source of this 1386-nucleotide messenger RNA. RefSeq lists its product as uncharacterized. The transcript has a single exon. Lineage: Eukaryota; Viridiplantae; Streptophyta; Magnoliopsida; Asparagales; Orchidaceae. Bases 1 to 1386 code for a protein of 461 amino acids. The record is from RefSeq and is a predicted model, not a curated record. Gene Ontology annotation, molecular function: nucleic acid binding; RNA-DNA hybrid ribonuclease activity.